Molecule: messenger RNA, 519 nt
Organism: Salvia miltiorrhiza (redroot sage)
Lineage: Eukaryota; Viridiplantae; Streptophyta; Magnoliopsida; Lamiales; Lamiaceae
Product: vicilin-like seed storage protein At2g18540
Exons: 1
Coding region: 1-519 (172 amino acids)
Source: RefSeq, a predicted model, not a curated record
AUGUCUGGGGAAAAAGAAGAAGAAAAAAAACAGAGGAGAGGGGAGACGAGAGAGCGGCGAAGGCGAGAUGGAUGGAGGUGGGAGGGCGGCGGAGGCCAGAGGGAUGGAGAUGGGAAGGCGGCGAAGGCGAUAGGGCGGAGGCGAGAGGCGAGAGGCGAGAGGGCGGAGGCCAGAGGGAAGGCGGCGGAGGCGAGAGGCGAGAGGGCGGAGGCCAGAGGGAUGGAGAUGGGAGGGCGGCGGAGACGAGAGGUGGGAGGGCGGCGAAGGUCAGUGAGAAGGCGGCGAGAGGCGAGAAGGUGGAAGUGGGAGAGCGGCGGAGGCCAGUGGAAAGGCGGCGAGAGGCGAGAGGGCGGAGGUGGGAGGGCGGCGGAGGCCAGUGGGAAGACGGCGGAGGCGACGAGAGGCGAGAGGGCGGAGGUGGGAGGGCGGCGAGAGGACAGAGGGAUGGAGGUGGAAGGGCGUCGGAGGGCAGAGAAGAGGGGGAGGCAAGAGAGUGUGGAGAGAGAGAGAGAGAGAUAA